Molecule: messenger RNA, 2102 nt
Organism: Xiphophorus maculatus (southern platyfish)
Lineage: Eukaryota; Metazoa; Chordata; Actinopteri; Cyprinodontiformes; Poeciliidae
Gene: c1galt1a
Product: core 1 synthase, glycoprotein-N-acetylgalactosamine 3-beta-galactosyltransferase 1
Exons: 3
Coding region: 223-1212 (329 amino acids)
Cellular component (GO): membrane
Molecular function (GO): N-acetylgalactosaminide beta-1,3-galactosyltransferase activity
Source: RefSeq, a predicted model, not a curated record
UGUCAGCUCGUCACUGGUCGAACUAGAUUUCAUCCGUUCAUUUAUGUAAAACCUUUAUUUAUUCAUUUAUUUAUUUGUCUUCAGAUGUAGUUAUUAUUAUUGUUUUUUAGUUUGAUUGAUAAUCAGAUAAUUGAAAACUUAAUAUUUUAGGUGACUCCUUUAUGAAUACAUAUCCUUUUCUCAGGUCUUUAUUUAUUUCAUUUUUUAAAGUAUUUUUGAAGAAUGAGGCCUAUAAGUGUGACUUUCACCAUUGGAUUGAUUUUUGGAUAUUUGUCUCUUCGCUUGCUGCUGACCUCCAUGUUUCCAAUAGAGCUGGUCUCAGACUCAGUGAAGAAUGAAAAAAAUCAACUUCAUGCUUACAACAUACAAAGAGAGGCAAGUCAAAAAUCCAGCUCUGCAGAGAAUCCCCCUAACUCGGCACGGAUCUUGUGUUGGAUUAUGACGGGACCCAGGAACCUGGAAUCACGGACCAAACAUGUCAAGCAAACAUGGGGCAAGCAUUGCCACCACAUUCUGUACAUGAGUUCAGUGAAGACAGACUUCCCAACUGUGGAGCUGAACGUGAGUGAAGGGAGGGAAAACCUGUACUGGAAGACCAUCAGAGCACUCCAGUACAUCCACCAGCACCAUCAGGACCAAGCCAACUGGUUCCUGAAAGCCGAUGAUGAUACGUUUGUGGUCAUAGAGAACCUGCAGUACAUCUUAUCCAAGCUUGACCCAGAAAAACCUUUGUACCUUGGUCGAAGGUUUAAGCCUUUCAUCAGCCAAGGCUACAUGAGUGGAGGAGCAGGUUACGUCCUGAGCAAAGAAGCACUGAGGAGAUUCGUCGAAGGGUUUCAAACAGGACAGUGUACUCACUUCUCCACAAUAGAAGACAUGGCUCUGGGGAAAUGUAUGGAGACGAUGAAGGUGGAGCCAGUGGACACCAGGGACGUGAAGGGCAGGCAAACAUUCCACGCUUUUCCUCUAGACCAUUACGUCAUACGACAACUACCAAGACCUCGGCCGUGGCAUAUGAUCUACGACUACUAUGAGCCAAAUGAGGGUCCAAACUGCUGCUCAGAUUUUAUUGUAUCUUUUCACUACAUUUAUGCUGUUCAGCAGUAUGUGCUGGAGUAUUUUACCUACCAUCUGCGACCCUAUGGAUACUCAUAUAGAUUCUGGCCUGAUGAAAUAGUGGAAGCAAACAACAAAACCAAUAAAGGAGGAUGAGAAGAUGAGUGGAAUGGGAAAGGAUCAAGAAGAGGGGUGAAGUGGAUGAGUGGGGAGGAAAGGGCUUGGGGAGGGGGGAUGUGGAUUAUUAUGAAAAAGGUCCAGAAGCCACGUUAAUGAGUGUGAAGAGGGAUGACUUGAAGCACUGGGAUGACACAGAAGAAGAGUUGGGGAGGACAGAGAAAACAGUAAAGGAUAGAUAAGAAGAAAGAAGAUGAGAACGAGAGCAGACAGGUUUCUGCCGUAGACAGGUGUGGCUACAAUCUGGACAUUCUUCUGAGCCUGAGAUAAUACCUUGAUGUCAUUUAGUGAAAGAUUAAUGGAGGAAUAAUUAGAUUUCCAACCCACCCUUCUGGUAAACUACAGCAAUGUUUCAUAGCUUCCAGGACAAGUAGGGAAGCAGAUCAAGUCAUCUCAGUCCUGAGCUGUCACGUCUCAUUGUUCGUUUAAAAGCCGUAGCAACAAAACGUCCUGGAGGUAAUUCUAUAGCAAACAUCCCUUUUGAUCCUGGGAUCUUUAUGCUUCACUUAUGACCAAAGAACGUUGCUAUAUAUUCUUCUAAUAUCCAGGGAGACGAUCACGGUCACCUGAAGUCCGACCUACCAAAUACAAUCAAAGGACACAAAAAAUUUAACACAUAAUGGAAAAUUAAACUUCUCAACUGCAACAGAAAGAUCAGAACUAUGAAGGACGGUGCAAACCUAUUGCGACUUCUCUUAACGGAAGUGCAUUGUUUUUAUUUUUAUUCUGUUCGGUUCCCUGUCUUGCUUUUACCAGUGUGAUGGUAAAUGGAAAUUUUGCCAUUCUAGGCCUGUUAUUAAUAUCAGGAAAAAAGUUUGUAUGUAAAUUGCCUCUAUUUUCAUCUGCAAUAAAGUAAAACAACAUAAAAA